Molecule: messenger RNA, 4320 nt
Organism: Drosophila busckii
Lineage: Eukaryota; Metazoa; Arthropoda; Insecta; Diptera; Drosophilidae
Gene: Nmdar2
Product: glutamate receptor ionotropic, NMDA 2B
Exons: 11
Coding region: 754-4158 (1134 amino acids)
Biological process (GO): synaptic transmission, glutamatergic; monoatomic ion transport; modulation of chemical synaptic transmission
Cellular component (GO): plasma membrane; postsynaptic membrane
Molecular function (GO): transmitter-gated monoatomic ion channel activity involved in regulation of postsynaptic membrane potential; NMDA glutamate receptor activity
Source: RefSeq, a predicted model, not a curated record
CAGUGCCAGUGCCAGUGCCAGUUCGCUGCUUGUCGCAUACAGUUCGCAUAACGGCAUCUCCGGGCAUACGGCAGUACUGUUCUGUCUGUCUGUGUGUGUGUGUGUGUGUGUGUCUGCGUGUGUGUGUGAGUCUCGAAUGCGUCAGGGCUAACAUAAUAGUGUGUUGGCCCUAACAAACAAACGGCUUGGACCCAGCACUGACUGCACGACUUGAAGCAACGACGCCACAAAAUUCACACAAAUUGCAAGCCAAAUACAACUUGGGCUUACCAAGCAGCGACUAAGCGACGACUAACUGACCGACUGACCGACUGACUGACUGACUGUGAGCCGGCUGAGACGCUUAGGCCUGGCCAAUACGUGUGAACAGCGAAGUGCAACAGUAAACAAUAAAUAAAGUGAACAUGCAGCAGCAGCAGCAGCCAUAACAACAACAACAACAACAGCAGCAGCAGCAAUUAAAAAAAAAAGAAAAAAUAGCAACAACAACAAAAAAGGAAAUGUAACUGUUUUUAAACCUAAUCCAUCCACCAAAAUUUAACACAAAUACAAAUAAAAAAUAUAUAUAUGUACAUAAGUAUAUAAAAUCAGGUCAGCAACAACAACAACAACAACAACAGCAACAUGCAGUAAUAUGUGAAUUAGCUAAUAAGCGAACAACAAUAGCAAUAAUUACAAUCGACACGAAAUUAAACAAUUAAAAAUUAUUGCGUUAAAGAGAAUCAUUAAACAGAAGCAAUUCGAGCGUAAGCGAUGGUGCAACUACUGCAAUAUGUUGCAUGCAACAGCAGCAGCAACAGCUGUGCGUGGCAGCAGCGCAGCGACAGCACAAGCAAAGUCAAGCUGAAAUGCAUGCAAAUUGAAGUAACAACAACAACAGCAGCAGCAGCAGCAACUGUUGCUGAACGUUUCAUCAAAUGGUCAAGUAAACGCACAAGAACAAUAACAAGCAACAGCAGCAGCAACAACAGCAACAACAACAACACAAACACUGCCAAUAAUUUUAAUAAUAACAACAAUAGCAAUAUAAGAGAUUUGGCAGCAACAACAAAGUCAAGCGGCGGCGACUUCGGCAACAAUCGAUUGCAUUUUGUGUGGCUGCUGCUUUUGUUUUGUGCCUGCGCAUGUCCUGCCAGCAGCGAUGCACUGCGUCUCACCAAUGGCGGCAGCAGUCUGAGCAAAGCCAUUGGCGCCAACAAGGAGCAGCUCAACAUUGGUUUGAUAGCGCCGCACACGAACUUUGGCAAGCGCGAAUAUCUGCGCAGCAUUAACAAUGCAGUCACUGGUUUGACCAAAACACGCGGCGCCAAGUUAACAUUCCUCAAGGACUACAGCUUCGAGCAGAAGAACAUACACUUUGAUAUGAUGAGCCUCACCCCCAGUCCAACGGCAAUUCUGAGCACGCUAUGUAAAGAGUUCCUGCGGGUGAACGUCUCGGCCAUUCUGUAUAUGAUGAACAACGAGCAGUUUGGCCACAGCACAGCCUCGGCGCAGUAUUUUCUGCAGCUGGCCGGAUACUUGGGCAUUCCGGUGAUUUCAUGGAAUGCCGACAAUUCGGGCCUGGAGCGUCGCGCGUCGCAGUCGACGCUGCAGCUGCAGCUGGCGCCGAGCAUUGAGCAUCAGAGCGCCGCCAUGUUGAGCAUAUUGGAGCGCUACAAGUGGCAUCAGUUCUCGGUGGUGACGUCACAGAUUGCCGGCCACGAUGACUUUGUGCAGGCGGUGCGAGAGCGCGUGGCCGAGAUGCAGGAGCACUUCAAGUUCACCAUACUCAACUCGAUUGUGGUGACGCGCACCAGCGACCUGAUGGAGCUGGUGAACAGCGAGGCGCGAGUAAUGCUGCUCUAUGCCACCCAAACGGAGGCCAUAACCAUUCUGCGUGCUGCCGAGGAGAUGAAGCUCACUGGGGAGAACUAUGUGUGGGUGGUGAGUCAGUCGGUGAUUGAGAAGAAGGAUGCGCACUCGCAGUUCCCCGUGGGCAUGUUGGGGGUGCACUUUGACACCAGCAGCGCCGCUCUGAUGAACGAAAUAUCGAAUGCCAUCAAGAUCUACAGCUAUGGCGUGGAGGCGUAUCUAACCGAUCCGGCCAACAAGGAUCGUCGACUGACGACACAGUCGCUCUCCUGCGAGGACGAAGGACGCGGCCGCUGGGACAAUGGCGAGAUUUUUUUCAAGUAUUUGCGCAAUGUUUCUAUUGAGGGGGAUCUGAACAAGCCGAAUAUUGAGUUUACAGCCGAUGGGGAUUUGAAGUCGGCGGAACUUAAGAUCAUGAAUCUGCGACCGAGUGCGAACAACAAGAAUCUUGUUUGGGAGGAGAUUGGCGUUUGGAAGUCUUGGGAGACACAGAAACUUGAUAUACGCGAUAUAGCGUGGCCAGGUAACUCGCACGCUCCGCCUCAAGGUGUGCCCGAGAAAUUCCAUUUAAAGAUCACAUUCCUCGAGGAGGCACCCUAUAUCAAUCUGUCGCCCGCGGAUCCAGUGAGUGGCAAGUGCCUGAUGGACCGCGGUGUGCUCUGUCGAGUCGCAGCGGAUCACGAGAUGGCCGCCGACAUCGAUGUGGGCCAGGCACACCGCAACGAGUCCUUCUAUCAGUGCUGCAGCGGGUUCUGCAUUGAUCUGCUCGAAAAGUUUGCCGAGGAGCUGGGCUUCACCUACGAGCUGGUGCGGGUUGAAGAUGGUAAAUGGGGUACACUUGAGAAUGGUAAAUGGAAUGGUUUGAUCGCCGACUUGGUUAACCGCAAGACGGACAUGGUUCUCACCUCUCUCAUGAUCAACACCGAGCGCGAGGCGGUUGUCGAUUUCAGCGAGCCCUUUAUGGAAACGGGCAUUGCCAUUGUGGUCGCCAAGCGCACCGGCAUCAUAUCGCCCACGGCCUUUCUCGAGCCCUUUGACACGGCAUCCUGGAUGUUGGUGGGUAUCGUUGCAAUUCAGGCAGCCACCUUUAUGAUAUUCCUCUUCGAGUGGCUCUCGCCCAGCGGCUACGACAUGAAGCUCUAUCUGCAAAACACCAACGUCACUCCCUAUCGCUUCUCGCUCUUUCGCACCUAUUGGUUGGUCUGGGCUGUGCUCUUCCAAGCGGCCGUCCAUGUCGACUCGCCACGCGGUUUCACCUCGCGCUUCAUGACCAACGUUUGGGCUCUGUUCGCCGUCGUCUUUCUUGCCAUCUACACUGCCAACCUGGCCGCGUUCAUGAUAACCAGGGAAGAGUUUCAUGAGUUCAGCGGCUUGAACGACAGUCGACUGGUGCAUCCCUAUUCACAUAAGCCCUCGUUUAAGUUCGGCACCAUACCCUACAGCCACACGGACUCGACCAUACACAAAUACUUUAAGGACAUGCACUACUAUAUGAAGCAAUAUAACAAGACAAGCGUGGCGGAUGGGGUUGCGGCUGUGCUGAAUGGUAAUUUGGAUUCGUUUAUCUAUGACGGCACUGUGCUGGACUAUUUGGUGGCGCAGGACGAGGACUGUCGACUGAUGACUGUGGGCAGCUGGUAUGCGAUGACAGGUUAUGGCCUCGCAUUUAGCCGCAACUCCAAGUAUGUGCAAAUGUUCAACAAGCGGCUGCUGGAGUUUCGCGCCAAUGGCGAUUUGGAGCGACUGCGUCGCUACUGGAUGACGGGCACUUGUCGGCCGGGCAAGCAGGAGCACAAGUCGUCCGAUCCGCUGGCGCUGGAGCAGUUCUUGUCCGCAUUUCUGCUGCUCAUGGCGGGCAUUUUGCUGGCGGCGCUGCUGCUGCUCCUGGAGCAUGUUUAUUUCAAAUACAUACGCAAGCGUUUGGCCAAAAAGGAUGGCGGCCAUUGCUGCGCACUCAUCUCGCUCUCCAUGGGCAAGUCGCUGACCUUUCGCGGCGCCGUCUUCGAGGCAACGGAAAUACUCAAAAAGCAUCGCUGCAAUGAUCCCAUCUGCGAUACGCAUCUGUGGAAAGUGAAGCAUGAGCUGGACAUGUCGCGGCUGCGCGUGCGCCAGCUGGAGAAGGUAAUGGACAAACAUGGCAUCAAGGCGCCGCAAUUGAGAUUGGCUUCUUCCUCGGAUUUGCUCAAUCAUCAUCAUCUAAAGGAGCGGCCACCAUUGUUGGGCAAUCUUAGCUUGGCAGCCAGCGCUCAAGAUCUAUACAGGUGGUCUUAUAAAACGGAAAUUGCGGAAAUGGAAACGGUGCUCUGAAUUUAGCAAAAGAUUAAUAUUGGAACUGGCAACAACAACAACAACAACAAUUCAUUGCCAGCUUUAUACACUUAAGUCUAAACUAUACUUUAAUAAAAUCCAAUCAAGCAACAAAAGCAAACUCACAAACAACAACAACAAAAAACACUAGAGCAGCAAGUA